AUGGACUACCAUUGUGUACUUCCUAACACCGAUCCCAACAAUGUCACCAUAGCGGAUCUGGCAAUACCGGACACGAUGUGUUCCCCAGCAGGAGGCGGAGGAUAUGAAUGUCCAGGUGAAAUGGUCUGCAUGCGACUAAACUUGAACGCCAAAGCCGAAGGAUUCUAUGGGAUGUUCAACGACUUUGGUGCCAGUGUUUUCACAGUUUAUCUGGCAGCUUCCGAAGAAGGAUGGGUGUACGUGCUGUACGACUGUAUGGACUCCUUACCAUCCCAUCUAGCGUUCAUCUACUUUCUCACGUUGAUAUUCUUUCUGGCUUGGUUAGUGAAGAAUGUCUUUAUCGCUGUAAUCACCGAGACAUUUGCCGAAAUUCGAGUCCAGUUCAGUGAAAUGUGGCAGAAGAAAGACAUAACGUUUGAUGAGGAAUUUCGACAGAGACUCGAGAAAAACGAAGAUGGGUGGCGCCUCAUACGGUUAGAUGCCGACAUCAAUUAUCCCGGAAGGAAAUUGGCGUUGCAGAAGUUCCUCCGGAGUAUGGUGUUCCAAUGUUUUGUCAUAGUUUUCGUUCUGCUAAACGCCGUUAUCAACGCCUCGUUUGUGUAUAGGCACGAUCACACGGACAAAAUUAGGAAAUGGUACUACUAUCUUAUUGAGGUGAACAAAUCUAUUUUUUUCCCUGGUAAGAAACUUGGUGGUCUGGUGAUUUUCACAAUAACUUUUGUGAUAAUUGCGUCAGCCAUUUCACUGCAACUAUUCUACGCUGUACCGAAGCUCCACCACUUUCACACUUUCCCCCAGGCGUUUGUUUCGAUGUUUCAAAUUAUCACUCAGGAGGGUUGGACAGAUUUUGUUGUGGAAGUGCUGCGAGCUACCGAUGACAAGCUGGUGCCAUUUGUUGCCAUCUACUUUGUGGCCUACCAUUUGUUCGUCACCUUAAUCGUGCUCAGUCUGUUCGUCGCCGUCAUUCUCGACAAUCUCGAAAUGGAUGAAGAGUUGAAGAAAGUCAAGCAACUGAAAGCACGAGAAGCGGUUUGCAAUUUUAUGAAGGGUUUCUGUUCUCAUGCUGGAAAGCCUGAAUUCCAUUGUUUUAAAUGUAAACUACUACACAUACAAACACUUUAA
This is a messenger RNA of Cooperia oncophora, 1122 nucleotides long. The record is from the annotation of a GenBank genome assembly. Lineage: Eukaryota; Metazoa; Nematoda; Chromadorea; Rhabditida; Trichostrongylidae.